GCGCACAAUCAGGAGCUGAAACGCGGAAGUGGGCGAGUCGGUUCUACGGUUGUGUUUCUAUGUGAAACCUGUUAUGAAGAUUUUAGAGAGCGGUUUUAGUUCAGUGUUCACUGUUUUAGCAGUUUUAGUCGCUAUAUUUGCAGCGGUUUUACACUACAUGGAGAAUUCAACGGAAUGUGUGGAGUAUAAAGGGAUGGAUGUGGCUGCACUAGAGGAAAAAUUCAGACAAAAGAAUAAAAGUUGUUUUAUUCUUGGUGCGUCUGGAGAGACAGGAAAAGUUCUGCUAAAGGAAAUUGUGCAGCGCAAUAUUUUCACCAAAGUUACUCUGAUUGGGCGACGACAGCUGAGCUUUGAGGAUAAAGCUUAUGACAAUGUGGUGCAAGAAGUGGUGGAUUUUGAGAAGCUGGAUGAAUAUGCCCAAGCAUUUCAGGGUCAUGACGUUGGAUACUGCUGUCUCGGAACAACCAAAGCGAAAGCUGGAACUGAGGGAUUUAUACGUGUCGAUCAUGACUACGUACUGAAAUCAGCAGAACUAGCCAAAGCCGGUGGAUGUACACACUUCCACCUGGAAUCAUCUAAAGGAGCUGACAAAACCAGCAGUUUCCUUUAUCUAAAAACCAAGGGCCAAGUUGAAGCAAACAUAGAGGAGCUGGGCUUUGAGCGAUACUCCAUCUACAGACCUGCAGUGCUCUUGGUGAACAGAGAGGAGAGCAGACCAGCCGAAUGGAUGGCACGCAAAUUUCUUGGAGCUUUUUCCACUGUGUUCCCCACGGCGAUGUCCAUCCCCGUCACCGCUGUGGCUCGAGCCAUGGUGAGCAACACACUCAUCGUGGGAGAGAGAAAAACCGAGAUCCUUGAAAACAAAGCCAUUUAUAACCUCGGCAAGAUCGGGGAAAAACAAUAAGCUGUGGAUUGUUCAAGUCUCAUGUAUCAAGUACAAUUGUUUCUUUAAUUUUCUACUCCAUAAAGGGAUGUUUGGUGAUUUGGUGAUAUCCUGUUCAGGGACUUUAAAUUGCCUUGCACAUAAAACAUAAGGGAUCUUUUAGUUCAUCGGUGAGCCUUUAAGAGCUACGAGGUUUCCUAAUAGCUAGCGUUCAACAGAAGGGUUUAGCAGAAUUUCAAAUUCAAUCUUACAAGUAAAAAUCAUCAAGUAAACUUAAAGAGUUGUGUGGUUUGGGCUGGUGCAAGCAGACACCCACUAAAGAGAGUCACUAGGAAAGACAACACAAUAUUUAAAAUUUAGAUAAUUAGCUGUUAGCAAUUAGCAUAUGAAAUAGCUAAAUUCUGACAGAGGACACAGGGACCAUAAACACCUAAAAUCUCUAGCUCUGCUUAUACAGACAUAGCUAGCAUUACAGCUAAUUACACACUCAUUACACACAGUUAUAUUUGUAAGCUGACUCUCUGCUUGCGGUCACUUCCUGGUGCUCAACCUGAUGUAUACUCGCAGUGCAUUAUGGGUCACACAAACACACACCCACACACCGAACCCUUAAACAUCAGUAAAAACUAUCAAGAAGUCUAGUUCGAAGUUCUUAUUCUACCAUUUGGCACAGGGCAUGAAAUCUUACUACUGUUUAUUGCUUUAAUAAAUGAGGGACUCAUUACGUGUGUAUAUAAUCCUGUGUAUAAUUAUACAUUAACUUAUAACAGGCAAUGCAGCAUAAGUAAAACUGAUUCAAAUGACAGAUAAUCUGACUUGUAAUUGGUGCACAUCCCUCUCAUGUUUCAUUACUUGAACUGUCUGUUUUGUGCAAUAUACUAUUUGAUUUAUUUUUAUAAUUGUUUUUCCAUUUUGGCUGUUUUCUUUUGCUUUCUUUCUUUCUUUCUUUCUUUCUUUUUAACUGGAGAUGAACAGAAUUCUUUCCUUGAAUAUUAAUUAAGGUCAAAUCAACAUCUGUAAAAAUAAAUAAAUAAAUAAAUAAAUAAAUAAUCCAUAAUGAAAAAA
Pangasianodon hypophthalmus (striped catfish) is the source of this 1948-nucleotide messenger RNA. It is a transcript of the gene htatip2, whose product is annotated as HIV-1 Tat interactive protein 2. The coding region runs from base 74 to 904 and encodes 276 amino acids. Gene Ontology annotation, cellular component: cytoplasm. Lineage: Eukaryota; Metazoa; Chordata; Actinopteri; Siluriformes; Pangasiidae. Gene Ontology annotation, biological process: import into nucleus. The transcript is spliced from 6 exons. The record is from RefSeq and is a predicted model, not a curated record.